AACUGAUUGUGCUUUAUCUGAGGUGCAACGCAGGCUGUGCCAUCCUGUGCUGCGGAGUGGGUGGAUAAGGGAAGUCCCGCCCAGUUCCUGGGGUUCCCUGAGAUGGGGACACUGAUUGGUGUGGCAUGCUACCUCUGCCCCAAUUGAGAAGCUUCAAUGAAGUCCGCCUCCGGCUUAAAUAGCCUGAUUGAUAGCAGCUGAGGGCAGCUGAGGACAGCUGCCAGACCAGAUUUGUUUGUCUCGAUGUAUGAGUGAAUGAGGAAGUGGGCCAGGGUUGAGCUUUAAAAACUGAUAUCCUUCUUGCAUCUACCAGGUUUGUUUUGUACAUUUUGUACAUUAGGUGCAGGGGUGCUCUCGGCUGUGUUACAUUUGACCUCAAAGCUCCAGUAAAUUUGUGGGAAAUUGAAACAAUGACACAGCGGAAGUGUCAGCAAUCUGCAGGAUAUAAAGACAGAAGCAGCAGAGGUGGCUCGACACACCAGCUGAUCCUGAAUCAGGCUCCAGUCUCGGUUCAUCAUCAUCAUCCUCAUCAUCAUCAACAUGAGCAUCAGCAUGAAGGCGUUCAGCGUGUCUCUGACUCUCUGCACCUUUUUGACCCUAAGCAAUGCCUGGUCCAUCGACCCCACCAGCCCCACUUUUCAGCAAGGGGGCCUCUGUGAACAACUGAAGAAUAGCGUCAUUGGAGAGUUUGUCCCACAGUGUGAUGCUAAGGGGAACUUCCUCCCACAGCAGUGCUGGGUGUCCACAGGUUACUGCUGGUGCGUCAAUGCCAUCACGGGGGAGGAGAUACCGAACACGAAGACACCACCGGGCGUCACACCUGUUCAGUGUGCCCUCUGCCAGGACCAGAGAAAGAAUAGCACCAGAGUGCCUGGAAAUUCUGUCCCAAAGUGUGACGCAAACGGGAACUUCCUCCCCCAGCAGUGUUCUAGGUCCACCGGGUACUGCUGGUGUGUCAAUGUCACCACUGGGGUAGAGAUACCGAACACGAGGACACGGCCGGGUGUCAAACCUCUUCAGUGUGUCAAGAACUCCUGCCCGAAGGAUUGGUCCCAUGUUGGAAAACGAUGUUUCAGCUUCAUCGACAGCCCGAAGACUUGGACUGAAGCCAAGGAUUACUGCCUGUUUGAAGGAGCCAACCUGGCAUCGGUCCACAGUAAGGACGAGAAUAACUUCAUUCAGAUUUUGACCAGAGGAGACAACAACGAAUUCCCCCUAACCUGGAUCGGUGGCAUCGAUUGCAUUAAGUCCGGUUUUUGGAUGUGGAGUGACGGCACCAUGUUUAACUACGAAAACUGGUCCAAGGACUACAACUUGCGAGACAAAGAGAGAACAAGGAACUGUCUGGAGAUGAAUUAUGGAUAUCGCAAGAAGUGGGCCGCCGCCUCCUGCAAUGACACUCUCCCUUUUGUUUGUGCCAAGGAGAUCUGACACAUCUGAGGAGGCCCGAAGAGCAAGAUCUAACAGUCGGAGUAACGUAACCUCACUAUGUAAUCACACUGUGGGAUCCAGAUCCAUUUACAGGUCCCACGAACUCUCUGAUUGCUUUCUAGUUAGACAAGUUUAGCACGAUCCACUAUCAAUCCUGUACCAUGAUGGUUGUUUAAUACACAUUGUGUUCAUGAUGAUAGUGUAUCUUGUUUAAAGCACAAAUUAGUCCCAGCCAACUUGGAGAGGAGGCUCUUCUGUCUGUGUGAGGGAGACGACAGGAAGUGCAGUUUUGGAAAUCUGUUCUGCGUUUGAACGAGGAUGAAGUAAGAGAGAUGUGAGUGAGCAAAUCAGGGAAGUUAGAAUAUUUAAUGCAUCCUGUCAGUGAGCGGAGGAGUCCUUUCUUUAAGAAAAAGCUGAGAUAGGGAUGUUAAUCAAUGAUAAUGAUAUGCAUUAAAAAAAACUCACUUGGGCCUGGCUCCGUUCCGAAAUAAUAUGAUCAAUGACACAGUAAUGUAACAUGUAAAGUGUCUUCCACUUGUCAGAGCAACAAUUAAGUACUGUACUAAGCCAACAUAAAUAAUAAAUAAUAUAAUCAGAAAGAAAUUUGUUCACAUGGGGAAACCAAAGACUUUUGAACACCUGUUUCUUUAACAUGUAUAUAAGAAACUAGCAAUAAAAGAUGAUUGUCAAAAAGACCUAGGCACAAUAAAGGAAGGGGAGUGAAGAUGGGGAUUAAGGAUUGAAAUGGUUCAAAGCCAAUUUUAGAUGUAGGAAACAUGAUAUAAGUGUGUGUAAAUGUGUCCAACUGACACCGGCCAAAAUGCUGUAUAAAACAUUACAUUCAGCUGUCUAUGCCUGUAGUCUGUUGAUGUGUCUGGGACAGCUUGGUUUACUUGUAAACAUGUAAUUGUUUAAAAUAAAUCUGCCUUAAGUGAA
This is a messenger RNA of Perca fluviatilis (European perch), 2367 nucleotides long. Its product is annotated as C-type mannose receptor 2-like. Gene Ontology annotation, biological process: cell-matrix adhesion. Lineage: Eukaryota; Metazoa; Chordata; Actinopteri; Perciformes; Percidae. Gene Ontology annotation, cellular component: basement membrane. The record is from RefSeq and is a predicted model, not a curated record. The coding region runs from base 541 to 1431 and encodes 296 amino acids. The transcript has 8 exons.